This is a messenger RNA of Poeciliopsis prolifica (blackstripe livebearer), 6754 nucleotides long. RefSeq names its product prostate transmembrane protein, androgen induced 1 (gene pmepa1). The transcript has 5 exons. The record is from RefSeq and is a predicted model, not a curated record. Gene Ontology annotation, biological process: negative regulation of transforming growth factor beta receptor signaling pathway. The coding region runs from base 464 to 1438 and encodes 324 amino acids. Lineage: Eukaryota; Metazoa; Chordata; Actinopteri; Cyprinodontiformes; Poeciliidae. Gene Ontology annotation, molecular function: R-SMAD binding. Gene Ontology annotation, cellular component: early endosome membrane; Golgi membrane.
UCCCCAGAGAGCAGAGGGGGAGGAGGAGAGAGACGCAGCCUGGACCAGACGCGAGUCCCGCGGUGGUUUAGUCGCCGGUCGCUCGGCCCAAACUCACGGAUCUCAUUUCCAGCGGACAAUGAAACUAAGUCAAGUAGAUUUGGACAGCAGCAGACACUAAAACACAACCCGCCGAAAGACUGACACGUUCAAAUCGAUAGAUAGUUAGAUUUCGGAGGAAGAGGAGGAGAAAGUGGAGAGAGAAGGAGGAGAGAACCGAGACGAAGGGAGGACGGACCGGAGAGAGGAGAGGAGAGGACAGGAGAGGACAGGAGUCUGGAGACAGCGCAGAGACAAGAGGAGAGGUUACAGGGGGGUAAUUUAGUCUUAUUUUGGGUCUCCUCUCCUUCUUCCAGCCUUCUCCACCCCCUGCUUUUAAUUUCCUCAUCUCUGGAGCAUUUAUGUCUGCUUUUGGAGGCGUUAGAUGUUGAACUUGAUGGGUGUUUUAAACGCCACCGCCCCCAAUGUCUCCUGUACUUGCAACUGUAAGCCCUACACCUCCAUCCAGAACAUGGAAAUCACCCAGCUGGAGUUCGUCCAGAUCUUGGUGAUUGUGGUGUUCAUGAUGGUCAUGGUGGUGGUCAUCACCUGCCUGCUCAACCACUACCGCCUGUCUGCGCGCUCCCUGCUCUCCAGGCACUCGCCCGCCCGCCGGAGGCACCUGCCGCUGGCCAACGAGGGAAGCCUGUGGUCGUCUGAGAGCACUGGGACCAGCAGUGGUCUGAACGAGCACCAGGUGUAUAACCCGCGGCCCCCGGACAGAGGAGUCAUGUCGUACCUGCAGCGCGACCCGCAGCCCGGCCAGCCGCAGCCUCUGCUUCAAUCACAGCGCUUCCAGCAGACGUACGGCCCGAGUCGCUUCCAGCCGACGUACCCCUACCUGCCCCAGAGCCUCAUCGACCUCCCGCCCACCAUCUCCCUCUCAGACGGCGAGGAGCCGCCUCCGUACCAGGGGCCCUGCACUCUGCAGCUGAGGGACCCCGAACAGCAGAUGGAGCUGAACCGCGAGUCGGUCCGCCCUCCGCCCAACCGAACAGUGUUUGACUCCCACGCCCUGGACCCCUCCCACUCCUGCCUGCAGGCCAGGCUGCAGGCUCCGCCCCCAAGCGUCCAUUCAGGUGUUAGUGUGCUGGAGGCCCAAGAGGCUUUGUCCCGGCAGCAGAAACAGAACUCGCAAGUAGAGGGAACUCCCCCAACUUACAGCGAAGCCAUCGGGCACUUUUACCACCCAGCAACACUCGCCUCCACCCAGAGCCAUCAGACUGUAUCGGCCCUGCAGAGGGCGCCGUCCUCUCUCAUACACGGCCUGCUCAGACCUCUGCCCAAGCAGCAAGGAAGUGUGGAAAACAGGAACGCAAGGAACACAAAGGAGAAAUCCCAGAAGCCGGAACAGGUGUGACUGGACUGCUUUCUCUUCAUUCCAGCUUAAAAACGAAAAAAGAAAGACACCCCAAGUUCCAUCUGCUCACCAUUUGGGAAGUCAUCUGAAGGCAAUGAGGAAUGAUGACAUGAACGUUAACAUCCGGUGUGAAUGGUUACACGGCGGAUGUGUGGUCGGACUCGGCCUGAGAACAUCUGCAUCACCUCUGCAGAGCACAGUGCCAGGAAAACAUCCUGGUUUUCCACUUUGCUUCAGAAGAACAAGGGACGGCGGAGAAGAAGGACCUGAAGUGGAAAAGAUGUAAAUUCCUCGUCUUUCUGUAUCCGAUGGAUCUUUGUUAUAAAUAUUUACUUGUUCUGUUUGCCUCUGUAGAACGUAUCAUUUCCAAGCCUGCAGAACAUUUCAAUCGUCUUGGUUCUUGCAGGAUUUGUUUCGUUUUCUUGUGAUAAUCCUCCAUUGCUGCUUUGAGUCCUUAAAUGUUUGCUUCUUUUUUCCCCCCCAGCUUCAAAGUUUGCAGCAGCUCCUGCACCGAGCUCUGGCUUUACCAGUGGAGCAUGAAAGCACAUCUGACUACAUUUCCAGUUUAGAUUCAGUUAGCAUAAUUGUAAAACUAGCUCAGCAGGUGUAGCAGCAGUGCUAAAUGUCCUAAAGCUAGAAGCUCUGCCUUAUAAUGACCAACUCUUGCAGGAGAUCUUACAGAUCCUUGAUUCAAUUUGAUGCCGUCUGAAGAGGGUUUGCACAAAGUCCGACUGUUUGCCGCAGAAGGAGAAUCUGCAGUGAUUAUUGCUAAGAGAGGAGGUCGAGAAAGUAGGGGUAUCAUUUUAAAACUUGAUGCAUUCUUUGUUUUUGUUGUUGUCUAGUUUUAGAAAAAGAGACGUGAGAAACAUGUGAGUGUCAACAUUCACCUUGAACAUUUGGAAACGUACAUGUUGACUUGUGUAUUCGUGACAUAUGGAGUAUAUUUACACGCAUGUGUGAACGAAAAUGGAAAAGCACGAAUUUAGAGUUAUUUAUAUAAUUGCUGAAAAGCAUUGCACUAUUUUUUUAGUAUGCGCAGAUGGAACAUUUGAGGGGGACUUUUAUUGUGAAGGAGCUCUGUGUUUUGUGGUUUAAAAAGUGAUUGGAAAUGAUUUUCCAGAGUGUGUGAGCAGCACGGUGCACAGCAGCAACUAUCAGUUGAUGGGAAGAUUCUGACUUUGGUGCAAAGGACUCAGACGAUCCCAUUUCUGUACCAUAGAUGAAAGAAAAAUCUCCAGUUUAUGCAAAUGUCUGAGUCCAGCGAACCAACCAAACGUCAGCAGCCCACCUGUGGGUCCAAUCAGAAACCUCAGAACUCUCUCUGUCUCUCUCUCAUCCCUGUCGGCCGAAUCAUUAGCAAUCCCAAAGCUGGCUGCUACUACCUCGACCAAACAAGUGAAGCACAUACGUUUCCUAAACUUAAUCAGACUGUACCAUUUAACAAGCGUCUGAGCUAAUCAAGAUGGUGUGUAACAGUAGAAAGGAAUAGAGUAGAAUGUUGUAGACUUCGGUUUUGUUUUUUAAUCCUGCUUGGGUGUUUUAUUUGAAUGUCAGAGUUUUAUGCUCAUUAGGUGAGAAGAGAGAGACGCCUAAUGUUCUCAUUGUGGAGCAUUACUCAGGAAGAAACCUGUUGCUCAGCAGGUCCCUAAAUAUCUGAUAUGCUGACUGUGCACAGUGGUGGCUUCUUAUGCACGAUUCAUAACACCGACAUUUCUCCGAUCCUCCUGUUAACAUUCAUUCUGUUCACUCUGGUUUUUGCGGGCAUCUCUGAGCACUUUAUUGCAGCGGGAAAGAGACAACAAUCCUCGAGUCCGCCAGCAUCACAACAUGAAACCUAUAUCUCUGUUGACGAGGUAAACGCGUACACUUGAUAAAAAUGUGUAAAUCAGCAUCAGAUCUGCUGAGUUUCACUAAACAAAGCUCUUAUAAAAUUAAUCAGAAUGAACCAUAAAUGUAGUACAACAUUUCUUGGAUAAUAUUGUCAGUGAUAUUUUGGUGAGUUGAUUUUGUUGAAGUUCUUAAGCAAAAUUAUUAUUAUUUGUUGUUUUUACACAAGAUGGGUUGUUGAAACUAGACACACUGAAGUGUUGACAAGUGACACGAGUGUUAAUAGCAACUCAUCCUGUGUCGGCCCUUCACAAGUGCAGAAAUAGAAACCCAUUAUGAGUCUGUAAACGUAAGGAAGACACCAGUUGAGCUUUGAGUCGUCCAGUUUUUAUGCAAAUAUUGAACCAAAUUGAUGCUAAAUCUGAUUUAAAUGGAUGAUUCAGAUGACUUGAAAGAUUAUGAGCAGUUAAUAGUUUAAGAACAGUAGAAAACUGGCUUGCCAAUUAGCAGGCCGCAUGCUACUUUGGUCUUGAGUGUAAAAUCCAACAACAAAACACAACUUGAGUAAGACUGAAUCACUUUGACUCUUUUUUAAAGAUGGAGGAAGUCCUUUUUGUUCUUGACUCUGUAUUCAUAUAAAGAGGAAGCAAUAAGAGUUUCCUACUGUGUGUCAUUGAAUGCUCAUAACAUUUUAACAGAUAUUACUUAAAAACAUCUGAACUAUCCUUGUAAGUCUGCUAUGUGAGAAAAGACAAAAGUUGAGACUUUCUAAAUGCAUAGACGCUUCUAGCAGUUUUAGUUUUAUUAAGUCGGUAGGUCAGUAACUCAGGUGCUUUUUCAAUCUCAGCAAAGUGUUUAGAAACAACACACCCUGAUCAGAAUAAUGGAUUUUUGUUGAAUAAUGGAAGAAAUCCCAAGUCUCCACCUUAGUUGAACUAUGCUGACAAAAUUACUUAAACUAUAACCAACCAGAGAGAGUUUUUAGAGUACAAACCAAAGUAAAACAUUUUUUAGAUAUUUCCAUUACAUAAUCAGUGACGUAUGUUAAAGUCAAGCACUUGAAGAUAAAAAAAAAAUAUGAUAAAAAGGGAAGCAAGGCCUGCAUCUAAAAAUGAUAUUUAGAUUAUGAAUCCUUCUUGACCUUUAAACCAGAGAUAAGAAGGUUUGUAACAAGUGAAUAAAGAUUUGAAAAAGGCUCUGAUCAGGAUGAUUGGGGAAAAAAUACCACUACUAACAAUAUAAAUAAUAAUAAUAAUAAAUAUGUGCAUCAUAAAAACCCUGCACUGGCUGACAAAAACCCAGAGAGACAGGCAGAGGAAGAAGGAAACUCACAUAUAUCAAACAUUUAUAUGCAGGCAAAAAUCAUUUAAUAUGCACUGCAAACUCUUUACACAAUCUUCUUUUUCAAUGCUUUAUGCUCUUGAGUGAGUUAGUGUGUAUCAGUGCAUGUGAAAGGUGCGUGGGUGUGUAUUCCUGUGCAGUAAAUGUGCAGCGACGUGGCCGGGGAAAGACCUCCAGCUGUCUAGACAAAACCCAAACACACACAACCGCACACACACACAGCAGUCUAAAUAAACUACUUAAAGAGCCAGACACACUUUCAUUCAUCUAGUGCCCCCCUUGUCCCACCAUUCCCACUGUGGACCACUCAAGGUACAGCAAAAACAUUUAUCUCUCACACCUGGUCUUCCUCCAGAGCGCCUCCCUCCUCCUCCUGUCUCAGUGAGCCCUUCCUGUUCCCAAGAGAUGCCCGCUGUCCAAUCACAGAGCCCCUUUCCAAUAAGGCCCCCCUUCACCAUUGGCCGACCGAGUUUGGGUCUCCGUGGAAAUGUUCGUCGUUUGUUGUUGUUGCUAUGUCGUACGUAAGUGUGCCUGCCUGUGCUGAGACGGGCUAAAUGUGAGUGGCCUGUGUGGGCUGUCAAUCAUCCCCGGCUGCGCUGUCUCAGACUAUGAUGAUGAUGAUGAUGAUGACGAUGUUUGGAUGGUGGUGAUGAGUCUGAUAAAGAUUGAUGGUUUCGAUAGUGAUGCCUCAGAAGAUUGUUGCAAUACAACUACUUUUUGCCUUUUUGAUAUUAGUGAUAUUUUAACGUAGUGUGUUAAAUGUAAGAUUUUGUUUUUGAAUUAUUGUUAUUAUUGUUGUUUAUCACUUUAGAAAGAGAGAAAAAAGGAUUUCACUUUAAUUCACUGUUCACACAGAAAACUGUUUGCAUUUGUAAAAUUUGAGAGUGUGAAACUACCUAAACACACAAAAGCUGCAGAUCAGUAAGGCAGAAGAGGAAAUCCGUAACAUGUGCUUCUGUGUUUAAGUGCCCUUUUCAGUUGAAGGUGUUGUUGUUAGUUUGCAAAUUUGUGCUUUUUUAUAUGUUUAUUUUUGGCAUAAAGAGUUUCAGUCAUUCCCUUUUUUUUUCUUAUGCAGUAUAAAGUCUGUUAUCUUUUUUUUUAAAUUAUCGUCUCCAAACUCUACAUGUGUGCCUUCUGGUGUCCAGUGUUACAUUACUGUUGCCUUUUGACAUUUAACCGAACACAGCCUGAAACACUGAAUAGGCCUGGCUGUGUGAUGGAAGGAAGUCCUGCAGGAAAAGGGAGGAAACAUGCGCAAAUUUAUUAAGAAAACACAAUUUUCGCAGCAGAGCAGCAAAAUCAGGAGCUGUAUUCUGAAUUAUUUAAACUCCAUUUUCCUUCACCUGAUAAUUUAAGACAUUAGCCCAGAAACAAGAGGUUCUGGAAGCACUUAUGUGUCAUUAGCACAAGGCGACUGGAGAAAAUUAAGGUUUCCCUCCUUUUUGUGCGUUUCCUCUCAUGCUGCAGUGUUGUGUGCUUCUCCGCUCUUUGAAUCAGCGCUGCGCCGGCGCCUCUUCCUCUGACAAUGUUGUAGAAAACACAAUGUGUGAUAACACGCUCUUUUUGUUGCAGUAUGUGAUGUGUUCAUAUUUAAAUAAAACCUCUGUAUUACGACUGCGCCGCAACGCUUGCGACUGUUGUGAAAGUCUUCCAGCUGUUGUGGAGUUUAAUCCUGAAGGCACAUUAAUGGUGGGAGUUGUACAGUAUAGUGAGUUUGUUCUGCUCCAGAUUCCCGCUUUUGAGAAAAGUCUAAUUAAAUGUAAAAGCAUGAAUUACGGUCAGCUUUUCAGCAAUGAGCAGAAUCUUAAAACCCACCUAGGACAGAACAAGUUGUAAAGUCUGGUUUAGGAUCCAGUGAUCUGUCAUUGCAGAAAAAUUUUGGGGGUUAAACUCCAGACAGUUUUAUCUCACAGCAUGGGUAACACACUUAUAUAAAGAACAAUUUUAUUCUCAAUAAUACCUGCUUAUUUGUGUAUUAAGACAGUUCCUUUUAACUUAUGUUCACAUUGACGGGUUUAUGUUAUAUUCCUUGCAAAAAGAACUCAACAAUACUUCACUGUUGGUGAUACAGAACUUGGUAAGAAUCGGACACAUUUCAUUUAGCCUUUGAAUUAACAAAAGUACAAAUAAAAAAGUUUUAUAAAUACA